CCCCAUGCAAGUGCCAGGCACUGUAGCAAGCUCCGAAUUAGCAGUAACUGCAAUGACCUUCUCCCAUAGUCAUCAGGCUCCAUAAACCCUAGCUGGGAGUGGCCUCUGAUUAUAAUACCCUGAGUUUUCAAUUUAUGUGAAUAUUUCUUAAUGGCUGCUUCCAGCCUAGCCUUUCCAAAAAUUCUUCCUGAACGCUUUAUAAUUCACAAACUAAACUGGCUAAGAUCUGUGGUGUCACAUGCAGAGAAGGAGGUGGGGAAGCUACACUGCGUGAAAGACUGCUAGCUACUUCAUGUACAAAAUCUUAUUUACUCAUUAAGAUCAUCUUCUUAGGGGUGGGACAUGUGCAUCCCAUGUCAGGGUGCCUGGGUGUGAGUUCUGGCUCCACUCCUGACUCCAGCUUCCUGCUAAUGAGCAACUGGAGAGCCAACAGGUGCUGACUCAAAUAGCUGGGUUCCUGCCAUCCAUGUGGAAGACUCAGAUUGAGUUCUCAGCUCCUGGCUUCAAUAUACUCCAGCCCCAGUCAUUGUAGACUUCAGUGCAGACUUCAUAGUAAACCAAUGGAUGGGAUUCUCUCUCUCACUCUCUCUUCCCAAAUUAAGUAUUUUUUAAAAGAGAAACACUCAAAACCAGUCACAGCCUAUUGUCCUGGCACGCCCAAGAGAUGAUUAAGAACACGUGCAAGGAUAUUAGUCAGGAAUCUUUAGUCCUAACUACAAGCAUAAAUAGCUACAUCAUCCAUUCACAAUAUAAAUCACAAGAUAAAAAUCACAAGAUAAAAAAAUCACAGAAAAUAAAAAACUCAAACUAUAUCAACAACAUGAUGAAUCGUCUUUUCAAAAACUUUAUAAGCAAUAAUUGUAUAUAUUUAUAGGCAACAUUUCAAAUAUGCAAUGCUUACUGAUCAGGUCAGGGUCAUCACCAGUUCCCCUUCUGUGACAUUACUUUAUGGUUGCAACCUUGGAACUUUGUCCCUUUAAUUGCUCAUAAAAUAAGAUAAUUAUUAAAUAUAGUUACCCCACACGAGAUAACUCUUACAAGUCUAACACAAAAUGAAGAAAGCUCAAAGGAAUAUAUACAAAGUAUUUUAAAAAGUCCAUUGGAAAUGCAUGAACCAUGCAGAUUUUAAAAUGGUUUGCACCAAAAUAAACUUAUCUUUUAAUUCUACUUUGCCAUGAGCUCUUUGAAGUUCCCUCAAAUAAAUAAGAUUCCAUUUACAUCAAGGUCAAAAUGCGGACUGGUCAAUGGUAUUAACUAAGGCCAUAAAGCAGAGGGAAGAGAAAGGCACUGCUUACGGUCAAAGCAAUUAUCUCUGAGAAAUGACAGAGAAGGGCAGAGCGAAUGUUCUGGUUUUGGUUUUUCAUGGUUUUUUUGGUUUUUGUUUUUUGUUUUUUUUUAGUUUAAGUGGUAGUUCCUUAAUAUUAUAGGUAAACUGUACCUUUCAGCCCUAAUUGUAUUUCCCAAUUAAGAUAUCUUAAAGUAAAAACACUGGAAGAAACAAACACAGAAAGCUAUUUUUGGUGUGACCUCUCCACAUGUGGGGAAGACACCGACCAACAGUGGUCCUCUCAGGAUCAGCACGUAAAGGCAUCUACAUUUUCUUCCUUACACACACUGGUAGUUUCCGAUCUCCUAUACUUAGCGAGCAUUACUUUUUUGAAAGGGAAUAAAAGUAAAACUGCCAAAGCCCGGGGGUCUGGCUCUGAAAUUUUCAGAGGGGAAGAUUAGGGAAGGAAGAUCCACACAACGGCAACGGAAAUCAACAUGCAGCCAUGGUGACCUGCACAGGUCCCGAUGAUAAGGCCUUAGGGGACUCAGCUGAUGGAAAUCAGCAAACAUAAACUUCCCAGAUCUCAAACAACACCGCCUGCUUUCUCUCUCUCCCUUCUAAGCCUGGAAAACCUGGCAGCAGUUGAGUAAGAGAAAUGAGAUGCUAUUAUCACUCAAUAAUAGCUACGAAUGUUGUCAAGAUUUUUAUUAGGGGCUUCAUAUGUGUUGAUCCUGGCUUUCACAAGAACACAAUAAGGUGGACAUUGUUACCCUUAUUUUACUCAGCUAUCCUAGGGCUCACAGAGGUGCAAUGACUUGCCCAGAUCUCUGUUUUCAAAGUCUGUGACUUCCACACGACACCACAAUUCCCAUUUAUUCAUGUGCAUCCACUGGAAAAAAUUCAGGGUGGGGACCUGGCUAGCCCAAGGGCUACUAAGUUAUCAUCUUUAAAAGUAACUUGUAUCUUUUUUUUUCCUUCUGGGGAAAUAUUUUUUCCCUGCUCCAACCAAACAUCCAUGUCCUCCCAGAAUAUAUUUAUUAUCUCCUUUGAGAAGGGUGAAAACACUGAAUAUGACACAGAGGCUGAGAAAUGUAACCCCCUCCCAGACCUGGGGUGGGGCGAGUAAAGCAGGUGCCCAUGCAGAGGUUAUGUUCACAUUUUCUCAGAGAUAAGAGUAACAGCAAGAGUCAAGAUCUUCAGAGCACUCAGGCUGUUACUGUCAGGCAAUGCUCCUAUCAACCUCAUUUCCAAGGAUCUUUUUCUGUUUCCACUCUGCCUUAAGGGAGUUGACCUCCAUGGCUGCCUCUGAGGAGUGAACAUUCCAGGAUCAGCUUCCAGCCCCUGGGGAGAAUGCCUCCUCCUCUGCUGCUCCCAGCCCACCUGCAGUAGAAUCUUCCUACCCUGGCGUCUCGCCACUGUUCAAGCUGCUGAGGCUGGAGCUCCCCAGGAGCAAGGGCUUUCUCCAGCCUGCCUUGCAAGGUGGGUCCUUUUUGCAGCAAAAGGGAGAGAGAGGGCAGCCACACAGGAUGGGUAUGCAAAAUUCGAGGAGGAGGAGAAGGAGGAGGAGGGGGAAGAGAAAGGGAAGGAGGAGGAGGGGUGGGGAGGAGGAAGAGGAGGGAGCCCAGAGGGGGUUGGUGAGUCAGAGCAGAGAAGUCCACAGGCCGGCUGGCAGCCAGCCUCUCUCAGCAGUGGGGAAGCUGAAGCCCUUAGCAAGGGUCUUCCACACUGGCACAAUGAUGCUGCACAGAAAAGUGCGCCUACUGCUGUUCCUGUUUUCCCAGAUGGUGCUCUUUGUGCUCCUGUUCCACAAGUACAGCCAGGACUCGUUCUCCCUGUCCAGGAAGGAGGAGCCCAAGCCCAUGCACGUGCUCAUCCUGUCCUCGUGGCGCUCAGGCUCUUCCUUUGUGGGGCAGCUUUUCGGGCAGCACCCAGAUGUCUUCUACCUGAUGGAGCCCGCCUGGCACGUGUGGAUGACCUUCACACAGAGCACGCCCUGGAGGCUGCACAUGGCAGUGCGGGACCUGAUACGCUCUGUCUUUCUGUGUGACAUGAGUGUCUUUGAUGCCUACAUGUCACCAGGGCCCCGGAAACUGUCCAGUGUCUUCCACUGGGACCACAGCCGGGCCCUGUGUUCCCCACCUGCCUGUAACGUCUUCCCUCGGGACAAGAUCAUCUCCCAGGCUCACUGCAAGCUCCUGUGCAAUCGAGAGCCCUUUGAGGCAGUGGAGAAGGCCUGCCGCUCCUACAGCCACGUGGUGCUCAAGGAGGUGCGCUUCUUCAACCUGCAGUCCCUCUACCCGCUGCUGACAGACCCUUCCCUCAACCUGCACAUCGUGCACCUGGUCCGGGAUCCCCGGGCUGUGUUCCGUUCUCGAGAACACACAGUGGCAGAACUCAUGAUUGACAGCCACAUUGUGAUGGGGCAGCAUUGGCAAAAGAUCAAGAAGGAGGACCAACCAUACUACACAAUGCAGAUCAUCUGCCAGAGCCAGCUGGAGAUCUUCAAGGCCAUCCUGUCCCUGCCCAAAGCCCUGAAGCAGCGCUACCUGCUCAUGCGCUAUGAGGACCUGGUCCGGGACCCCCUGGUCCAGACGUCCCGAAUGUAUGACUACGUGGGGUUGAGAUUCUUGCCCCAUCUCCAGACCUGGGUGCAUAACAUCACCAGAGGCAAGGGCAUGGGUGAGCAUGCCUUCCAUACAAAUGCCAGGGACGCCAUCAAUGUGUCCCAGGCCUGGCGCUGGUCCCUGCCUUACACAAAGGUUUCUCAAAUUCAGAAAGUCUGUGGUGACACCAUGGAUUUACUGGGCUACCACCAGGUCAGAUCUGAACAAGAACAGAAAAAUCUGUCACUGGAUCUUCUGUCUACCUGGAGGCCCUCAGAGCAAAUCUACCAACAGGUCUGACGAGGCUCAGUCCCCACCUGGCACCAGCCUCAGCCAUGCCCUCUGAAUGCUCUGAGCCUUCACUGUGUCCUCUCAGGUACACGUGGUGGGCAGGAGCUGCACCCACACGUGCUCUGGCAGAGGAACUUUGUGUCUACGCUCCUGUCUAGAAAAAAGACUCAUGGACCUUAUACGAGCAGCACCUUCCACCAAAACAGGGCACUUGCCUCUUCUCAUGACCUUCCUAUCCGUCCUUACCUCAGAGACUUCAUGGCCUGGAUGCCCAAGGGACACCAAGCAGUGGCGUAAAUACAUAAGCCUCCCUGCCCACAUCUUGUUCAAAGGCAAAGGACGGAGACACUGAAAACUAGGAUGGGGUCUUUCACCAAAAACCUCACCAGCACAUUCCUCAGAUACAGCAACUCUGAGCCAGCCCUGGGAUUCAUGGAAGGAAACUACCAUGGAGUUGUAUGCUUACCUGUGAGCUUGGCCAUCACAGCCAUCGGUGCUGUGAGUAUGGAACAGAGCUCCUACACAGCAGAGCAAGCUCCUAGGUUCCCAGGGUGGCUGGACUGGUACCGGACAUCACUUCCCCUCUGCAUCUGCCUAUCACAUAGAGGACUCAGACCUGGGAAGCUGCCCAAUCCAGUAAUAUUCAGAGUCCAAAAUAAGAUUCGGUUUGGAAUGCCCCCUCUUAUGCUUUCUAAUUACUAGAAGUAAAUGCUCGUUCACACGAUGCCCUAACCCAAGAACAUAAUAAUCAAUCACCUUUGUAGUUUUUUUCUACCUUUGAUAUUAUCUUUCACCCACAUGUAUAAAAAUUGCUAAUUCAGUGUUUGGUAUCACACGAUGACUUAAAUCUGUUUCCUCUUAAGAAGUGGCAGAGGGGCAAGCAUUUGGUGUAAUGGUUGAGACACUGCUUGGGAAGCCCACAUCCCAUACUGGAGCGACUGGGUUUGAGUCCCAGCUCUGCGUCCAUUCCCAGCUUCCUGUUAUUAUGCACCCUGCGAGGCAUCAAGUGCUCAAGUACUUUGGUUCCUGCCAUCCACGUGAGAGACCCACGUUUAGUUCCAGGCUCCCAGCUUUGGUCUACCUCAGCCCUCACUGUUGCAGGUACUUGGAGAAUAAACCAACAGAUGGUGGCACACUUGCUUGCUGUCUCUCUCUUGCUCUCAAAAUAUUUUUUAAAGACUUCUAAAAUUACCAAAGAAGUCACAGAAAGAGGCCUAAGUUGUAAAACUCCCUUGCAUCCCCCUAGGUCCCCAGCUCUCAUGUAAUUGCUGCUGGUGGUCACUGCCUCGAACAAAAAAAUGUUAUUUCUCCCAGUCUUUGCAGUGGCUCCCAGACCUGGCUGUCUACCUUUUAAAAAGGCACACUCCCAGGCCCUACCUCAAAUUUGCUGAACUCAAGAGUCUCCAGUGUGGAGACUGGGAUGUGUGUGUUCAUCAGGCUACCCCAAGGGCCCUUCCCUGGCCAGCCUGGCAACAGGCAGCAACACUCUUUGUCUUGUUCUAACACAGGUGGCACUGUGGCACCUGCUCAGUGUCUGCCACUUAAUCCUGCCCCCCGGGCUGUGAUGAGGCUGGAAAGCCAAGAAGAAAGGGUGUGUGGGUGUGUGGGUGUGUGUGGUGUGCAUGCAUGUGUGUGUCUGCAGUUCUGUGGGCCUCUGAGUCCUGACUUUCUCAGUACAGUUAUGCCACUUCACCUUCAUUUCAUUUCCGCCUUUGGACGUGCUUCUCACUUCAGCCAGCCUUCUGGAGGCUGGGUCAGAAUUCUCCCACUCAGUUCUGACGCAUGGUGUCUCGGCUGCCCUGCUGCCCGAGAUACGUGAGCAUCUCUACCAGCUGGGUCUGUGGACGUUAACGUUCACAUGGCUUUAAAGGGGAUUUCUUCUGACAUCCAAAUCCAGUCUAGGAACUCCUCAGGAGUGGAGGAUGUCCCAGGCAAACACCUGCCUCUAUUGACCUUCCAAAACAAUCUAACAGUAAAAUUUCCCCAAGGCUAGGCUAGGGUAGCAGAGAGCAGUGUGAACACAGUGAGGAGGGUCAGUGAGGGAACAGAUCAUGAAAACAGCCAUCUCUGUUUUCCCCUCUGAAAGACCAGCCUCCAAUGGACGGUUUUAAACCAGCAACUUCUGGGGCAGGCCUUUGGUGCAGUGGCGUAUCAGAGUGACUGGGUCAAGUCCCAGCUACUCUGCUUCCAAUCCAACUUCCUACUAAUGCACACCCUGGGAGGCAGCAGAUGAUGGCUUAAGUAUUUAGGUCCCAACCACCCAUGUGGGAGACCUAGAUUGAAUUCUAGGCUCCUGGCUUUGGCCUGGCCCAGGCCUGGCUAUUGUAGGCAUUUGGAGAGUGAACUAGUGGAUGGAAUAUCUUUCUCUAUUUGUGUCUAUACCUUUCAAAUAAAAACAAAUAAAUAAUAAAGUUAGCAGGGUGAGCAGAUAGCAUAGCAGAUUAAGCCCUUGCUUGGAAUGCCCACAUGCCUGAUUCAAAUCUCAGCUACUCCAUGCUUCCAAUCAAGUUUCCUGGCAGUGCAGCCGGGAGGCAGCAAAAGCUGGUCCAAGUACUUGGCUUCCUACCACCCAGAGAGGAGACCUGGAUGGAGUUUCUGGAUGGAGCCCUGGCUAUUAUGGACAUUUGGAGAGUGAACCAGCAGAUGGAAGAUAUUCUGCCUGCCUGCCUGCCUGCCUGCCUUCCUUCCUCUCUCUCUCUCUUACUCUUUAUCUCUCUGUAACUCUGACUUUCAAAUAAAAAAAUACAUCUUUUUAAAAAUAUGUCUCAGUGCUAAAUUUCAGGGUUAGGGAAUGAGCUCUCUCAAGUUUACAGUAAACCAAAUGGCUUCAAAUGCUUAAUUUCACGGCAUCCACAGAUGUCUUAAAAAAAAAAAAAAAGACUACCCUCAAACCCUGCAGUUGGAAGAAAGACGAGGUUCUCAACAUCCCAGAACAGUUUUUUGGAAGGUGGAAAAAAGUAUAAUUUUGAAAGGAAAAGGUUGAUUCCAACUCAAUUUAACUACAUUUCUAUCUACAGUAACUAUGUGGCUUCAUUUAGCAUAUAAUUACAGCAAUUGCCAAAUUUUAAUAUAUUUUCAUUAAAGCUGUAUUAUUUUUCAACUUACGAAUAGUAGUCAUGGAGAGACACAGGCAGAGUCACUUUUUUUUUUUUUUUUUUUUUGACAGGCAGAGUGGACAGUGAGAGAGAGACAGAGAGAAAGGUCUUCCUUUGCCGUUGGUUCACCCUCCAAUGGCCACCGCGGCCGGUGCGCUGCGGCCGGCGCAUUGCGCUGAUCCAAAGCCAGGAGCCAGGUGCUUCUCCCGGUCUCCCAUGGGGUGCAGGGCCCAAGCACUUGGGCCAUCCUCCACUGCACUCCCGGGCCACAGCAGAGAGCUGGCCUAGAAGAGGGGCGACCAGGACAGAAUCCGGCACCCUGACCGGGACUAGAACCCGGGCGGCACCACAAGGUGGAGGAUUAGCCUAGUGAGCCGUAGCACCGGCUCAGAGUCACUUUCUGACGAAUUCUGCACAAAAAUCAGCCACUGUAUUGUAUGUAACACAUUUCCCCAAAAGUAUUUAAAAUUUAACACAUGAUUCAAGCCAUGGUAAGUAUGUAUAAAGGUGAAUUGCUACGUAAAUGAUCAUGACUCUUGAAUUCCUUUCACAAACCAGCAAAGCAAACGACGGAAUGGACAUGCAUGAGUGACAUAGGCUAGUUACAAGCUUCUGAUGGACAACACCUGAGGGGCCCCAAAACACUGGCCAUUCUCUCAUGGGCCAUGCUUUUCUUCGGCAAGACCCUCGGUCCUUAAGAGAAAGGCUCAUUUUUAAAUGCAGUACUGCAGGAAGGCAGUACCUAACAGAGCAUGGAGACUUAA
Oryctolagus cuniculus (rabbit) is the source of this 8023-nucleotide messenger RNA. RefSeq names its product carbohydrate sulfotransferase 4 (gene CHST4). Gene Ontology annotation, molecular function: N-acetylglucosamine 6-O-sulfotransferase activity. Gene Ontology annotation, cellular component: Golgi membrane. Lineage: Eukaryota; Metazoa; Chordata; Mammalia; Lagomorpha; Leporidae. The record is from RefSeq and is a predicted model, not a curated record. Gene Ontology annotation, biological process: carbohydrate metabolic process; protein sulfation; N-acetylglucosamine metabolic process.